CCGACGUUGGGGGCCCUCCUGUUCUCCUGCUGGGUUUGUCAACUUUGCCACCUUGCUGACCACGUCGCGCCUGCCACAGUGUUCACGGAGGAAGGGCUAUUUUUUUUUCUUCCCUUCGACACGCCACUGGGGGUAUUCUGGGCCAAGUGCACAGCCAGUGCUGUCUCGUGAGUUCUGGCAAGGCGGCUGAAAGCAGCAGACGAGGCCGAACAGGAGCAGCGAGGGCCUGAACCAACGGGCACACUGGAACAAGACGAAAUCAUGGAAGGUGACGGGGGCAACAGCCAGACAAACCUCAUCAUCAACUACCUUCCCCAGGGCCUGACGGAUGAAGAGUUCCGCAGCCUUUUCACCAGCGUCGGUCCCAUUAAGUCAUCGAAGAUUGUGCGCCACAAAGCAACAGGCUACAGCUACGGCUUCGGCUUUGUCGACUAUCAGGGAGCCGGCGAUGCAGCACGCGCGGUCGAGACACUGAACGGCCUGCAGCUGCAGAACAAGAAGCUCAAGGUGGCAUAUGCGCGACCCGGCGGCGAGACCAUCAAGCGCGCUAACCUCUACAUCCGUGGCAUCCCCAAGCACUUCCCCCCUGAGCAAGCCGAGAAGUUGUUCGCGGACUUUGGUCGGCUCAUCCAGUUUCGGGUGCUCAAGGACGACGCAGGACAGAGCAACAAGGGGGUUGCCUUCGCGCUGUACGACCUGCGCGAGAAUGCCGAGGCUGCUAUGUCGGCGCUGUCGGGUCAAACGCUUCCAGGUGCCACCGAGCCGCUCCUGAUCAAGUUUGCCGAGGACAACUCCAAGAAGCUGCGACCUCCCGGAGGCCGUGGCCCCCAGGGUCAGCUGAUUGGGCCCCCGGGUGCUGGCGGCGGAGGCCCCAUGCGUGGCGCCCAGGGCCGCUACCGGUACAACCCACUGACGGACUCCUACCAGUACCCAAUGGGAGGCAUGGCUCCUGCUCCAACUGCAGCAGACGCGGCUGGGCACGUGCUCUUCGUCUACAACAUUGGGACCGAUGCGGACGAAAAGUCGCUCUGGCAACUCUUUGCCCAGUAUGGCACGGUGACCAAGGUGAACAUCAUCCGUGACACAGCCACAGGCCUAUCUAAGGGCUUUGGCUUCGUCACCAUGGCCAACUACCAGGACUGUGUAUGGGCCAUCGAGGCCUUAAAUGGGUUCCGCUAUGCGGGCCGACCGCUGCAAGUCUCCUUCAAGCAGCCCAAGUAAAAGGGCUUGGGCUGGCCAUGGUGGUCAUCAUCGCGCAGUUGUGAGUGGCAUCAACCACAGUGCUGCACUCAGUUGAAGCUUGAAAUUGGUCUUGCCGGUUUGGAGGUCUUCCAAGCUCUUUGCGGUACUUUGCUGCAUGCUUCAUGCAACUCAAGUUGAAGCACCAUGUCCAUGCUCCGCUGGUGACUGACAGUGUUAAGCGCCUCCUACAUAUUUCUAUUUUUUUCUUUUCUUAUCCAUUGUUGAAUUGUUUUUCCGAGAACCGCUCUGGAUUGGCUACACGCUGUCAUAUGUCGCCUGUGUGCUAAGAAGAAUAUGGCUGGCCGCCUCUAGGGACUGGUAGCGUUUUGGGGGAUGGUGUUCAAUGUGCACUUUUUUUUUGCUGCCUAUGAAUUCUCUUAUUGGACAUCGUCUUGGCUUGUCUAACCCAUCUUGUCUUGCUCAAGAAAAAUUGUAUUGGCAGCGGAGGGGACAGACUGUGCCCCAGCUCUGGGGAGUGGCAGACACCGGGCAGUCAUGACGUCCCCCGCUUUUUCUUUCUUUCGUUUUUCUAUUGCUCUUUUAUCAGUGCGCCUGUGUGUGUGUG
This is a messenger RNA of Dermacentor albipictus, 1807 nucleotides long. RefSeq names its product ELAV-like protein 1-B. Gene Ontology annotation, molecular function: RNA binding. Lineage: Eukaryota; Metazoa; Arthropoda; Arachnida; Ixodida; Ixodidae. Gene Ontology annotation, cellular component: ribonucleoprotein complex. The record is from RefSeq and is a predicted model, not a curated record.